AUGACAUUAUCACUGUCAUUUUUCAAGUUGAUAAUUGCACUGCUGGCGGAACGUAGUUUUAUGAACAGAACGUGUGACAGUUUUCGAUUUCGCAGGUGGUGUGCAGACGCCAUCGGGAGACUCGCAAAAAGAGAGAAUCUCUGUGGACGGCACGUUUUGGCCAUACGUCUCACAGCAAUUUUCUUCCCGAUUCGAUCUCUUCUCCCAUUCCAACAUUUCAAUAUCUGUCAAGUUUUUCUCGUCCAACCAACAUUACAUAAAUUUGUUUGAACUUUGAAUGUCUUUUUGUUGGAUUUUUUUAAUUUUUUAGAUAUCCUUCCGACUUCAAGAUGAAUCCCGUGUCGCACUCCUCAAACGAAUCCACCACUGAAGUUGCGCAGCCGCCAGUUCCUGUCGUCCUAUCCAAAGAAGACCAAGGUAUCUAAACAUUUUCCAAGGAAUUUUAGCUCUAGAGCAACUCAACUCAAAAAAAAAGGUCUAAUUUUAAAGAGCUAAAAAGACGAGGCUUGAUGGACGACGAGGAACUGGCCGGUUACAAGUUAUGGAGAGAAACGGUUAAUCGUUAUCAUUUCUUUCCGUUGUUCAUCGAUUGAAUUCAGGAGUUCGGGAAGGUGUACUGGAACAUCCAAGAAGACAAAGAAAACGUCCCUUCUCACAUCAAACCUGCUCAACGAGAGAACCUCCUCGAAGGGCCUGAGCCGGUUACACCAGACGACGGCAGAGUAAUCGUCCUCGCCAAGUAAUUUCUUAGCUUAAAAAGACUUGACAUGAAUUCUGGAAAAUUUCAGACGCAUAGUAAUUGAUCUCACCUAUGAAGACGACGACAACUUCGACAUCGCUUUUGAUUAA
This is a messenger RNA of Caenorhabditis auriculariae, 849 nucleotides long. Lineage: Eukaryota; Metazoa; Nematoda; Chromadorea; Rhabditida; Rhabditidae. The record is from the annotation of a GenBank genome assembly.